Indicator indicator is the source of this 1578-nucleotide messenger RNA. Its product is annotated as cytochrome b5. Gene Ontology annotation, molecular function: heme binding. The record is from RefSeq and is a predicted model, not a curated record. Lineage: Eukaryota; Metazoa; Chordata; Aves; Piciformes; Indicatoridae. Gene Ontology annotation, cellular component: intracellular membrane-bounded organelle; mitochondrial outer membrane. The transcript has 5 exons. Bases 210 to 626 code for a protein of 138 amino acids.
GCUGCCGGCCCACCCUCCCAAGCGUUCCCCGCGCGGCCUCCUCCUUCUUUGAAAGACAUUUUGAUGCGCCAAUGAGAAGCCGGCAGGGAGAGGCCAGUGAUAGGUUACCGGCUGGGCUCUGGUGAGCGCUCGUGGGGCUAUAGCCGGUUGUAGGACCGCAGCUGUUGGUAGUGUGGUGCUGUGCUGAGUUGAGCGGAGUUGUGGGCGACAUGGUGGGCUCCAGUGAGGCUAGUAGCGAGUCCUGGAAGGGCCGGUACUACCGGCUGGAGGAGGUGCAGAAGCAUAAUAACAGCCAGAGCACCUGGUUUAUCGUGCACAACCGCAUCUACGAUGUCACCAAGUUCCUGGACGAGCACCCAGGUGGUGAAGAGGUCCUCAGGGAGCAAGCUGGAGGAGAUGCUACUGAGAACUUUGAAGAUGUUGGUCAUUCCAAAGAUGCAAGGGCACUGUCAGAAACUUUUAUUAUUGGAGAACUUCAUCCGGAUGACAGAGGAAAGCUUCAGAAACCAACAGAAACGCUUAUUACCACUGUACAGUCUACUUCCAGUCCAUGGUCCAACUGGGUGAUCCCAGCAAUAGCAGCACUCAUCGUGGCCCUGAUGUAUCGUUCCUACAUGUCAGAGUAAGUGCCUUACUGAACUAAUGCAAGAGGAGGCUGAUCUGGGAGAGAACAUAAGCAAUCCUGACCCAAAAGCCUGAUGUCUGAAGAAAAGUUCAGCUUUUCUGGAAAAAAAAAAAAAAGUUGAAUAAUUCUCUUAGGCUGUGCACUUUUCUUAAUGUUGCCUUCUUAUUUGCUGUUGUGAAGUAAUAAAGAGGUAGCAUUUCUGUUUGUAUAACAAUUUUACUCGAAUUAUUUGAUAACUGUAUUGGUUUCUGUGUUAGAAUAUUGGUUUGUAUGUAACACUGAUCCUGGUUAUUUCUCUUUAAUCUGUAAUGGGAUCCAUAGGAUUCGCUUUACAUAUACAUUUUACAGCUUUAAAUGACUACCAAAACUGUGUACAUGUAUUUGUCCAUGUAUACAACUUUACUUAAAAUCAUAUUGUCUCCUUAAAUGUAGUACAUUUGAAUUAAAUGCUAAUUAAAUAUAAUGGAAAAAGCUUAGUGGAGUAGUAGUUUAUAGGUGCCUCUAAGUGCUUGGGCUCUACCAGUCGCACUAUAAUGAGCUGAUUUUUAUUUUACUCUUUUUCUCUUGACAUCUGCUUUGGCAGUUGUUGAAGAUACUCCUACAAGCAAACUGUUCUGUUUGGCUCCUAUUGAAAAAUUCAGGUGAAACAUGAAACCCAAUGUUUGGCCCAGCUAUGUCUGUCUCAGUUUUGUGAAAAGUAGAUUAUCUUUUUUUUUUCCUGAUACUAAAUACUGUUCUUGCCAAGCACUCAGGUGACUCUAGAAUUUGUUCUGGAACUUUCAGACUUUUAUAAAAUCUUCAUCUUUGCCAUGUACAUUGUGAGAGGAAAAACUAAUACAUGGAAUGUGGUUCUGACUGUUCUUUACUAUAAGGUGGUGACUAUUUUUGCUGGUAAAUACGACUAACUGAAAGUUUGCAUUUCAUGGGGAACAUUUUUCGCAAUGUAAAUGAUC